Messenger RNA from Salvelinus namaycush (lake trout), 2136 nucleotides. Its product is annotated as protein rogdi homolog. Lineage: Eukaryota; Metazoa; Chordata; Actinopteri; Salmoniformes; Salmonidae. Gene Ontology annotation, cellular component: RAVE complex. The record is from RefSeq and is a predicted model, not a curated record. The coding region runs from base 90 to 1016 and encodes 308 amino acids. The transcript has 10 exons.
CGUGUGACUGAACGUAAACACAACCCUAGAAGAAGACGGGUUGAAGAUCUUCUGGUUUACAUACUUGGUGGACCAGUCUGCCUGCGGGAAUGCUCAAUCCUCAAAGAUCUUUAUCUGAACUACCAAAGAUGUCGGGGCCAAGCCAAGCCGAGAGGGCUGUUUUGGAGGAGGAGUUUAACUGGUUGCUGAAAGAGGAGGUCCAUGCUGUUUUGAAGCAGCUCCAGGAUAUACUGAAGGAGGCAUCCAGGAGGUUCUCCAUUCCCACCCCAGGACUGGAGAGCCAACUGAAACAGGAGAACUUCAUCCUGGGCAGCUCAACCAUGGACCAGGUGAAAGGAGUACUGACUCUACAGGGAGAGGCCCUGACUCAAGCUGACAUCAAUCUGAAAACUGCUAAAAGCAACCAUGUGAUGCAUUUCACAUUCAGGGAUGAUAAGCAGUGGAAAUUACAACAGAUCCAGGAUGCUAGGAACCAUGUGAAUCAGGCUCUGCAGCUGCUGAGUGGUAGAGAUGAGAGCUACCACUUUAAGACUGGGGCUGAGGUCAACAAGCUGAUGGACGCGGUGAUGCUCCAGCUGACCAGGGCUCGUAACCGCCUCACCACUCCGGCAGCCAUGACCCUGCCGGAGCUGGCCACCAGCGGCCUCAUGAAAAUGUUCACUCCUCCAAUGCCAGGCGAUGUGAUGGUGAACUUCUAUAUCAACCUGAGUAAGCUGUGUCUGACUGUCUACCAGCUGCACGCAAUGCAGCCCAACACCACCAAGAACUUCAGGCCAUCUGGAAGCUCUGUGUUACACAACCCUGGAGCCAUGUUUGAGCUGAACAAUGCUAAGUUUGAGGUGAGCCAGGUUCACAAGGUGGAGUGUGUUGUCCCCUGGCUCAACAACACGCUGGUCUUCUUCACCAUCUCACUGCAGCUCUGUCAGCAGCUCAAGGACAAGGUGGGGGACGUCUGUGGCAGCAGGACACUUUCUCACAACACUCCAUUGGUCCACAGAAUACACGGAAGUGAAUGAGUAGCUGCGGUAUUGGCAUAGAUUCAGGCUGGGUCAGCUGGUAUGAAGUAGAUGAUUCACCUUGUUCCAAGUGUGUCCGUAACUAAAUAAAUGUCAGACUCAGAAAAGAGAAGACAGGGAGAGCUGUUUUGCUUAUGUGAAAAAGUUGUAAAUGGUAUGAAAAAGUGCUCAUUGGAAACGAGUCUAAAUCGACUGAGAAGUAGAGAAGUUGUGCCGUAUGUCCCAGAAAACCGUCUAACUGAAAGCCUACGUACAACACCAAGCCAAGGCACUUGUUUUGUGACCUAUAUUAUAAAGCCUUGAUUUUAUUGGCUUACUAUGACACAUUAACUGGAUUUUCCUCCUCUUCUUCCUCCUCCUCCUCCUAGAUUUCCGUCUUCUCUAGUUUCUGGAACUACCGACCGUUCUAACCUCCUGCAGCUAGCUGACCGUCAGAAUGCCUGGGUGUUGUAACCUCCUGCAGCUAGCUGACCGUCAGAAUGCCUAGGUGUUCUAACCUCCUGCAGCUAGCUGACCGUCAGAAUGCCUAGGUGUUCUAACCUCCUGCAGCUAGCUGACCGUCAGAAUGCCUAGGUGUUCUAACCUCCUGCAGCUAGCUGACCUCCUGCAGCUAGCUGACCUCCUGCAGCUAGCUGACCUCCUGCAGCUAACUGACCGUCAGAAUGCCUAGGUGUUCUAACCUCCUGCAGCUAGCUGACCAUCAGAAUGCUUAGCUGUUCUGUCCAAAUCCUUCACACCAACCAACCCAGAUAAAAGGGAUGUCUUGAAAAUAUUGUCUGAUUUGAAGUGGGUUUUGUUUGUAUAAUUUACAGGAGAACAGCCGGAUCAAAGUCCAUAUACAUUACCAGUGUUUAGUAUUCCAGGGUUUAGGGCCCAUCCAUGUGUUACAGCUGCUUUAAUUCAGUCCCAAAUCAACCCCUAGACCCUAACCUCUAGACUACACUCCCUACUCGUGAGAAAGUAUAGGACUAAGCAAUAUGGUGGAGCUACUACCAUAUUGCUAUAUCUAUCCAAUACAUUCAGUGUUUCCCCUAGUUGGGGGUCGUUAGCGCAAUGACUGGAAGUCUAUGGGAAUGAAUAUAGGGGAAACACUGCAUGACUGGAAGUCUAUGGGAAUGAA